Messenger RNA from Moneuplotes crassus, 1277 nucleotides. Lineage: Eukaryota; Ciliophora; Spirotrichea; Euplotida; Euplotidae. The record is from the annotation of a GenBank genome assembly.
UUAUAAUAAUAUUAAGAUGAAGCUAAUCUUGGCUAUAUUCGCAACCCUCAUCGCUCUUGUUUAUUCAAGAGAUGAAUGUAGGGUAUUCUCAUGUAGCUCUAUUGAAAAUGAAGAGAGAGUCAAACACUGUGCUGAGAGAGAUGAAAAUGACUUCGGAUCUUGGAAUGUAAAGCAAUGCAAUCAAAAGAAUAGCUUCUGCAAGACCUUUGGAUUCAAAUCACCAGGCGCUCUUCAGUACCCAGCUAGAUGUGAGGUUAUUGAGCCUGAAGAAGGAGAGGAAGAAGAGAAGCCUUUUGCUAAUAAUUUGGGAGUUGGCGUCGAAGGCGAUCACUGCGAGUCAUAUAAAGACUGCCAUAGAUCUUACUAUUCGAAAGCAAAAUGUGAAGAUAAUGUUUGCAAAGCUUCUACUAAGGAAGGAUCUAAAUGCAAGGUCCAUAUUGACUGUCCAAUGGGGCACUUCUGUGAUUCAAAAACUUGUGUCAAAUCUCGCAAGGCAGGACAGAAUUGUACCAAAGAAAUCGAGUGCGAAAUUGGGCACAGCUGCCUCCAAUUAGUUGAACAUGACAAUCAAGAAAAUAUUUGUAUUCCAGACAGUUAUCUUGAUGAUGGAGUUCUCUUUUCAUAUGCUGACACUGGAUUCUUCAAUAUUAAAGAAACAGAUAAUUUGGAAGGAAAGCAACUUGAACCAACCUUCAGUAGUCAUUGUGAGUCCAUUAAUCAAGUUCAACUAGGAAAGAACUUAUUCCAAUGUAGAAAAGCGGAUACAAAUCUGAUUCCUGAUCUUUCUCGUAAAGCCAAAGGGAGUAACUGUAUCAUUCAAACUUACACUCAUGAAGAUCCAAAGAUGUUUGAACUCCAAACAAACAAAACUGAAAAAUCUUUGUGUGGGUUCAAUAAAGAUAGUAAAGCUUGGUGUCCUCUCAAAGCUGGUGACAAGAUUGCUCAAUAUCUCUACUUCAACUGGGUUGAUAAAAAAAACAGCUUUAAAUGUAGCCGUUUUAGCCAGAAUGAUCCUCAAACUGGAAGUAUCUGCCAUGACUUAUUUGUUGCUCAACAAGCUGAUGAUGAAGAUCUGUUCUCAUUCACUAAAUUCAAGGCAACUGUUUUAAACCCAGAUAGUGCUCAAGUAUGGGCUAAUACUGCAAACAACAACAUAUGUGUUGCUAAGUCUCUGACUCAAGAUUUCUGGGGAAAUCAUUUUGCCACUUUUAGUCACUAUACUCAUUAAUCCUAGAUUACAGAUAAGAAUGAGAUUAUACACCCAAUCAAUCUUCAAC